UCAUGAUUUUUGGAUGAACAGAAAAGAAAACAUCAAAAUGGGUACGAGUACUGAUAUAUCGAAAACAAACAACAUUACUUAAAAUCGAAAGAGUAAUAGAACAUGUCGAGACACGUAUCAAAGGUGAUCUCCCACAUCAGAAGAGGGGUGAGGAUUCCGAGGAUGAAGACGGCAGUUUCAUCCUCGAGUGUUCCGUCCUGUCUAAGUUUAUUCAACAAGACUUCGUGUCGGAACUUCUCGUAUUCUUCUUCCUCUUCUGCCCAAGAAGCUGAUGAAUAUGAUUUCCAUGAAACAGGCGAUAAUAUUACUGAGAACAAUUGUUUUGGUCAAAGUAAGACGACGAGUAUCGAAACGAAAUCCGCCGCCGUUUCUUGGGUCGAUGACAACAUUAAGCACCAACGAAUUUGGCGCCCAGACAAUAAAUCAGCCGCAGAUCCCUUGUAUUGGUCAGAAAAUGUCGUCCAGAGCUCACACGACAACCCACAUAAUUUGGUCUCACUCCUCGAUCGAAUAGAAAAGCAAGAGCUGUCUGGCGGAAGAAUGCGCGCAAAGCAAAACGGAGUAUUGCAUGAGGACCCCGCUGUCGAUAUGCGUUUACUGAUCGAAAAUUAUACUGUUAAUUCAUUGGCUAGUGCACUAAGAGAUAGAGAGGAGAUGUUGCAAACAGCCUCUCAGAUGGCGUCAAAAAAUGAUUUUGAGUCGUUGAAAGAUUUUCUUUACAAUUGCCAUCCUGAUGUAGUAUUGGAAAAAAGGCAGAGAUUGCGAAAAUUGAAUCUCAAGAAGCCGUUGAAUCUUGCUUCGUUGGAGAUAAUACGCAAGGGACUUAUGCGGAUGCCAAGGCAAGUUACAAUGGCUCACUCCAAGAGAGCCGGUGUAGUCAUUCCAAUAGUCCACGUUGACGGAGUUCCAUCAAUUUUGUUCGAAAAACGCAGCCCCUCGCUUCGAGCUCAUCCCGACGAAGUUUGUUUACCAGGUGGAAUGGUGUGCGAGACAGCUGAUCGAACAAUUGUCGAAACAUGUUUAAGAGAAAUGAAGGAAGAAAUUGGAGGUUUCGACUUUGAGUAUCACCGUGAUAAGGGUGGGACGCAUGGGGUGAGCGUUCUUGGCACAUUGCGUUGUAAUUGGGGAGAAGGUAAGCCAUGGUGUUCGUUGUAUUUUUUUUCUUUGAUAUAGAAGACAAUCCUAAUUGUAGUUCAAAUCGAUUACCUACCAUCAGUUCACCACCUGGUAGGAGUUGCUGUCACACCGGUUGUUUGUUCGUUCAAUCAAGACCUUGCCGAAGUUGAUCUGAUGCCAAAUCGAGACGAAGUAGCGGAGGUCUUUACAAUUCCAUUGGUAAAUUUAAUGGAUAAAACGCAAUGGGUAUACAAAGAUGACCAUGCACCGAUUUUUGUUGGUGGUCCCUAUGCAAUUUGGGGAUUAACCGGCUAUAUUCUCGAGAGAUUUUGGAAAGACAUUUUGUUACCAUUUAGCUCACGCCCUUCUGACUUGGACUAGUCGAUAGAAAGUUAUAAAACACAAUUUUUGAAUAUGUUCUAUGAUAUUUCACGGGCGCUUUCUAAACUAUAUAUUGACCAUCUGUUACGGGGAUCUUGUAUCUAUUCUUCUGUGACAUCCAAAAGCAAGUCUCCGCCAGCAACCUCGUCACCCGCUGUAACAACAACACGAUCGACAACUCCAUUGACCGGAGAUGCUACCAUAGUUUCCAUCUUCAUUGCCGAGAGUGACACCAGGGGGGAUCCAACACUAACCUUAUCACCCUUCUUCACCUUCGUCUCAAGGACAACUCCAGGCAUCGGAGCACCAAUACUUCCUUCAACGCUCUGCAAUGCCUUUGGUCGCUCACUAGAGGUUUCACCACCGGCCGAUUUGUCCUUGACGGACACUGUACGAGGAGUUCCAUUCAGUUCGAACUGAAGGGUAACAAAUCCCUCUUGAUUGGGCUCGGAUUGGGCCACAAGUCGAAUCAUCAAUUGUUUACCAGGUUCAAGACUGAUUUCUAGAUCCUCUCCAACUUGCAUACCAGUUAAGAAUGUCCUAGUGUUGAGGAUGCUGCAUUUACCAUACUUCUCUUUGUGAGCCAUAAAUUCAUCAAAGACGGCAGGGUAGAGGGCGGAAGAGAGAACAUCAACGUCACGAAUCUUUUGACCAGAUUUAACAUCACCACUAAGACCACCAGUAUCUUCACCCCAUAUUUCUUCUAGUUUAUUUCGCUCUUUUUCAAAAUCAAAUGAAGCGAGUUCAGCACCUGGGCGUCCUUCAAAACAAACCAGACCGUCGGUUCCCUCAAUUGUUUGUCCUUUUAAUACCUUAGAACGAAAGGGUUCCGGAAAACCGAAUGGGGGAAUGCCGAGGAAGCCCUGGAAGUAUUCAAUGACACUUUUUGGGAAAGACAAAGUGUCUGCUUUUUCAACGACCUCUUCCUUAGUUAGGUCAUUGGCAACGAUAAACUGAGCAAGAUCUCCUGUUACCUUACUGGAAGGGGUAACUUUUAUGAUAUCACCUAACAAUUCAUUAGCAGUAGCAUACGCUUUUUUGACUUUACUCCACUGUCCAGUCAAUCCCAAUUGAGAACUUUGGAAUAAAAGAUUCGUAUACUA
This is a messenger RNA of Pseudo-nitzschia multistriata, 2600 nucleotides long. Lineage: Eukaryota; Bacillariophyta; Bacillariophyceae; Bacillariales; Bacillariaceae. The record is from the annotation of a GenBank genome assembly.